This is a messenger RNA of Callorhinchus milii (elephant shark), 1812 nucleotides long. Its product is annotated as excitatory amino acid transporter 2-like. NCBI's taxonomy places the organism in Eukaryota, Metazoa, Chordata, Chondrichthyes, Chimaeriformes, Callorhinchidae. Gene Ontology annotation, molecular function: glutamate:sodium symporter activity; neutral L-amino acid transmembrane transporter activity; L-glutamate transmembrane transporter activity. Gene Ontology annotation, biological process: L-glutamate transmembrane transport. The record is from RefSeq and is a predicted model, not a curated record. Gene Ontology annotation, cellular component: plasma membrane. The transcript is spliced from 10 exons. The coding region runs from base 1 to 1806 and encodes 601 amino acids.
AUGACCAACCAGGCUGACAUACACAUCCCGGACAGCAGUCUGAGCCUGGAGGACUUCCCCAAGCCCUGCUGGUCUGGGCGGUGUGGUUGGCUACAGAGAAACCUCCUCUUGACGCUGACUAUUUUUGGGGUGAUCCUCGGAUCGGUGUUUGGGAGUGUCCUACGCAUGGUGCCAGACCUCAGCAACACCACCGUUCUCCUGAUCUCUUUCCCCGGGGACAUCUUGAUGCGGAUGUUGAAGAUGUUGAUCUUGCCGCUCAUCAUCUCCAGUCUCAUCACAGGGCUGGCCGGCUUGGACGCCAAAUCCAGUGGACGGAUGGGCACCAGGGCGAUGGUUUACUACAUGUCCACUACCAUCAUCGCCGCCAUCGUUGGUGUCCUCCUCGUCAUCUCCAUCCACCCCGGCAACCCCAAGCUCAAGAAGCAGGUCACCAUGGCCAUGAAGAACGAGGACGUCUCCAGCCUGGACGCGUUCCUGGAUCUGGUUCGCAACUUGUUCCCUGAAAAUCUAGUGCAAGCUUGUUUCCAACAGGCACAAACUGUGUUGAAGAAAAUUCCCCUCGCUCGGGAGAAAACAAUCAACAUGACUCAGGCACUGCUCGCCAAUGCCUCCUCGUUGAAUGGGACCUUCCAAGUUGGAAAUGUCCGACCAGCCUUCAUAAUCAAGAGGAAGCUGGUAUUCAAGGGUGGCAUGAACGUACUCGGCCUCAUUGGCUUCUUCAUAGCCUUUGGCGUGUGUAUGGGGCGUCUGGGCGAGCGAGCUCAGGUCAUGUCUGACUUCUUCAACAUCCUCAACGAGAUCAUCAUGAAGCUGGUCUCCCUCAUCAUGUGGUACUCGCCCCUUGGCAUCGCCGCCCUGAUCUGCGGUAAGAUCGCGGCCAUCAGGGACCUGGAGGUGGUGGCCCGGCAGCUCGGGAUGUACAUGGUGACGGUGAUGGUGGGGCUCCUGAUCCACGGAGGCUUCAUCCUCCCCUUCAUCUACUUCCUGGUCACCAGGAAAAACCCGCUCAUUUUCUACGGAGGCAUUUUCCAGGCCUGGAUCACCGCUCUCGGCACUGCGUCCAGUGCGGGGACACUGCCUGUGACCUUCCGUUGUCUGGAGGAGAACCUGAAGAUUGACAAGCGGGUGACCAGGUUUGUGCUGCCCAUUGGUGCCACCAUCAAUAUGGAUGGCACAGCUCUGUACGAGGCUGUGGCUGCCAUCUUUAUCGCCCAGAUGAACGGGAUCAUAUUGGACAGCGGGCAGAUCAUCACAGUCAGCUUGACGGCUACGUUGGCUAGCGUGGGAGCCGCGAGUAUUCCCAGCGCGGGGCUGGUGACGAUGCUGCUGAUCCUGACCGCGGUGGGCCUCCCCACCCAGGACAUCAGCCUGCUGAUCGCUGUCGACUGGCUGCUGGACCGUAUGAGGACGUCAGUGAACGUGGUGGGCGACUCGAUCGGAGCGGGAAUCGUGCACCACUUGUCCCGGGGGGAGUUGGCGGCCAUUGACGCCCAGAACAAGGACCGCGACGACGUGGAGAUGAUCAAACUGCGUCCAUUGCCAGCCCAGGAGAUGAACCACAAGAUGGAAAUCAACACCCUGCUCCCCUACGGAGGCUACAGCUCAUUACCCACCGAGGAUUAUGAGUCUGCCUGUGCUGACCUCUCUCGUUCGCAGACCACGGACACCAAGAACGAGGGGACAGAGCAGGAGCUGGACGAGCUGGGAGAGGGGGAAGGUAGUGAGGGGCCGGAGGAGAUGGAGAUGGAGGAGAGCGACAAGGAGAGAGAGGCCGAGAACUUGCCAGGAGAAGACAAAGAGGAAUAAAGUCAA